Molecule: messenger RNA, 1305 nt
Organism: Arabidopsis thaliana (thale cress)
Lineage: Eukaryota; Viridiplantae; Streptophyta; Magnoliopsida; Brassicales; Brassicaceae
Product: kinase-like protein
Exons: 3
Coding region: 1-1305 (434 amino acids)
Cellular component (GO): membrane
Source: RefSeq, marked reviewed
AUGGAGAGUGGGCUCUUGUUGCUCGCAUUUCUAUCAACUUUGGUUACAGUUCACCAAUUCCACAUUAUUCAAGCUCAAGAAGGUAUAAGCAUUGACUGUGGAACAACGGGUUCCUACGUGGACUCCAACAAUGUAACAUGGGUCGGAGAUAAAGGCUUCGUCACCACCGGCGAGUCCAUUAAUAUCACGGACGUCGUCAAAAAACCGAUCAAUACCCUCCGGUACUUUCCAACAGGUCAAACAAAUUGCUACACCAACAUUCCAGCGACAAAAGGCCGGACCACCCUCGUGAGGACGAAAUUUUACUACAAAAACUAUGACGAGAAUUACUCGCCACCAUCUUUCGACGUGGUUUACGAUGGGAAACACCGUAAUUCUAUUGCUAUGACAGUUGACUCGUUGUUCAGCGACGAGGAAACAUUCCAUUACUCUGAGGUGAUAUUUGCUCCGGCGAAUGAGAAUAUCAGCGUUUGCCUCGUCCGUACGUCUCCGUCCGAUAACCCUUUUAUAUCUUCCAUUGAAGUUUACCGCUUCGAUGCCGGCAUGUAUGACGAUCUUGGUCCUGAAGAAGGUUUCAUUCUCUAUAAAAGAAAUGCGUACGGUGCCACAAAGCUUAUAAGCUACCCGUUAGAUCCUUACGGUAGGCUAUGGUCCCCAAAAGGGUCCCAAGACUAUCCCGGACUGAUCGAUCUUACAACCUCAGCCCCAUCCAUAGAUAUCACCGGAGCGUUGAACAAACCGCCAGAGAUUGUUAUGACGAAGGCAAUGUCAGGAGACGGCUUUAUAAUGUCCGGCCUGAAUCUCCCCUCUACCCUUCUACCGGUAUACUUAGCUCUUUACUUUUCAGAGCCUCAGAGUCUAGGUCGGACCCAAAAACGAUCGUUCACCGUUUUCUUGGACGGCAUGCAAGUGGGUUCACAUCCCAUAGUACCAGUUUUUGGGAAAGCGACUCAAGUCGUUUUAAGAGAUAUAAUGGCCAGUUCGGAGUCCCAGUUAGUUUUUAAGUCAACCGAUGACUCGGGUUUGCCGACCAUCAUCAGUGGUUUGGAGGUCUAUUCGAUAAGUAACUACAAGGACCAUGGAAGCGGAGGCGGGGGCCAAAGCGGCAGUAGUAAUAAUGGUAAGUUUUUAUUGAACCUAUGUAAAUGUUUUAUUAAUAACUUUUUUUCCUGGUCAAUUAAACAAAUUACAUCACAUCCAAAAAUUCACAAGAUUUUCCCAAGUUUUAGUAAACAACCAAAAGGUAAUAAGUUAAAUUUAAAGAAGUACUAUUUUGAAGAUAGUGAAUGUGUUUUCAUUUUCUGA